AUGGACGACCAACUCUUCGACCAGAUCGACAAGAAUCAAGAUGGACUUCUUUCUUUGGAGGAGAUACAGGAAGCUUUGUCAAACCCCGAUAUCCCAGAGCAAACGAUCAAAGCUUUGUUCGAGACGUUUGAUGCUAAUGAAGACGGGUUCAUUUCUCGCGAAGAAGCGAUGAAGAAACUUGUUCAAGUUCCUGCUGGAAAGGAAAAGCUUGUUGAAGAGUUCAAGGUUCUUGAUCUCAAUGGGGACGGAGUGUUGACCUUCGACGAAUUCUAUGAAGGGAUGAAGGACCAGAUGACGGCGGAGGAGAUUGAAAGCAUCUACCGUCAGCUCGACAAGGACAACGACGAGUCAAUCACGCUCGACGAGUUCAUCAUGUCUCAGAUCUUCAUGUGCCACAACAACAUCAAGACAUCGCAGGAAAACAUCGACCGCAGCAGAGCAUGCCUUACAGAGGUCAUGCGCAACCUGACGCAGAGCGACAAGAUGGAGACCUGUGUGAACAUGCUUCAAGAAGCUCGCAAGCAACAUCUUGUCUUGACGUGGCCCUCCAAGAAGAGAGCGCACAAGCGAUCUCCUCUCACCGAGUACAAGAAUCUCAUUAACAGCAUCUUCGAAGAAUUCUCCAAGGGAAGUCAAGUCCUAGAUCGGCUUGGGGGCGUGCAAGCUCUUGCUAAGCUCGGCAAGUACGUCGACGUGGCUGACUUCUCCAAGCUUGUAGCAGGCGUAGGAGCAGAGAGUGACCUUGCGGUGGGAAAAGAACAUUUUCUGCAGAUCACCUUCAAACUGCUGGCCAAGGAGGUGAAGUCAAAGAGUCAGAGCAGGCUGACUAGCCUGUCGAAGCCAAAGAACAAGACCGGAGAGCUAACGGUAGAAGACUACUUGAAUCAAGUUGCCGAGGAAAACAAGCAGAGGCAAGAAGGUUCAUUCUCGUCCAACGCGAUGAAGGUGAAGAAGAAGUCGUCUCUCAACCGCAACAACUCCAUCGUCACGAGCUGCCCAAUCCAAUAUGAGUUCAAACGGCUGGAUGUCAACGGUGAUGGAGUUUUAUCCUAUGACGAGCUGUUCGAAGGGCUCAAGCACAGGAUGGAGCAAGAUGACCUUGCAGAGCUCUUCGACUACAUGGACGCCAACGGCGAUGGUAUGGUGACUAUGGAGGAGUUUUGUGAAGCCAAGAGUAAGAUCGAUCAGAACAAGCCGAAGCUGAUCUUCUAA
Molecule: messenger RNA, 1212 nt
Organism: Guillardia theta CCMP2712
Lineage: Eukaryota; Cryptophyceae; Pyrenomonadales; Geminigeraceae
Exons: 5
Coding region: 1-1212 (403 amino acids)
Molecular function (GO): calcium ion binding
Source: RefSeq, a predicted model, not a curated record